Hypomesus transpacificus is the source of this 3727-nucleotide messenger RNA. Its product is annotated as complement C3-like. The record is from RefSeq and is a predicted model, not a curated record. Lineage: Eukaryota; Metazoa; Chordata; Actinopteri; Osmeriformes; Osmeridae. Gene Ontology annotation, cellular component: extracellular region. Gene Ontology annotation, molecular function: endopeptidase inhibitor activity. The coding region runs from base 51 to 3617 and encodes 1188 amino acids. The transcript is spliced from 31 exons.
GGAGUGAGUAUUUACUCCCUCAGCAGACUGCAGCAGGACCUGAGGAAACCAUGCGGGUGGAACUGGUGUGUGUGGUUCUGGCCACCCUGGCUGUCUCCUUCCCCUCACCGUCUGCCGGAGCACCACUACAGGUGUUGUCUGCUCCUAACGUGCUGCGUGUGGGCACCAAGGAGAAAGUGUUUGUGGAGAUCCAGGACCACUCAGGGGGUCCGUUUGUGGUCACGGUCAUUGUCAUGAACCAUCCCACCAAGACCAAACAACUGUUUGAAAAAGCUGUGCAACUAAACUCAGACAACAAAUUCCAGAGCUUAGUCGAAGUCUUUAUCCCAGAGGAGGACUACAUCAAUAUGGACGACAGACAGAAGCAGUAUGUCUACCUGCAGGCGCGUUUCCCCAGCGGGACACUGGAGAAGGUGGUGCUGGCCUCCUUCCAGGCAGGGUACAUCUUCAUUCAGACAGACAAACCCAUCUACAACCCCGGCACCAAAGUCUUAUACAGGGCGCUUGCUGUGACCCCUACAAUGGAACCUUUGACCAAAGAUCAGUUUGAACAGGAUAAAUACAUCUCUAUCGACAUUGAUGUUGUGACUCCAGAGAACAUCACCAUCCUCAGGGAGACAGUAACUCCAGACAAGGGGAUGAAAUCUGGAGACUUCAAGCUUCCAGAUAUUGUCAGUCCCGGUGUGUGGCAGUUGGUGAGCAGGUUCCAGGCCACCCCACAGAGGACCUUCACCACAGAGUUUGAGGUCAAAGAAUACGUUCUGCCCAGUUUCGAGGUGAAGGUGGAGCCCAGGAAGUACUUCUUCUACAUCGAUGAUGAAAGUUUGCAUGUUGACCUCACAGUGAGGUAUCUGCUUGGGAAGGAGGUGUAUGGUGUGGCCUAUGUGAUGUUUGGGGUGGUGAAAGGAGGAAAUAAACACAGUUUCCCUUCUUCCCUUCAGAGAGUAGAGAUCCAGAAGGGGAAAGGAGAGGCGGUGUUGAAUAGAGAUGACAUCACACGCACCUUCAAAGUGAAAGAGUUGGUCUCCCAAUCAAUAUACGUAUCAGUCAAGGUGUUGACUGAGAGCGGUGGAGAGAUGGUGGAGGCAGAGAAAGGUGGCAUCCAGAUUGUUGAGUCCCCCUAUACCAUCCACUUCAAACACACCCCCAAGUUCUUCAAACCAGGGAUGCCUUUCAAUGUGAAGGUUUACGUCACAAACCCUGAUCAGACACCGGCUAAGAGAGUCCAACUGGUGGUUUCACCUAACGGAGGUUCUACCUUCACGAGCGAUCAAGGCAUCGCCGUGGCAACAGUCAACACCGGAAUCAGCGAAUCAAUGAAGAUCAUUGUCAAGACCAACGACCCAGACAUUAAAUUACAGGACAGACAGGCUACUGCCACACUUGAUAUCUAUCCCUACAAGUCCAAAACCAGGAACCUGCUGCACCUAUUAGUCAGCACUAAGGAUGAAAACAUGCAGGUGGACAUGGCUUUUGGGGAAGGACCAUCUGACAUGGAUAUCACCAUAUUGAUCUUGAGCAGGGGUCAGCUGGUGGAAUCAAUCAGGAAGCAACGGAAAUGGAAACAGACAAUCCUGUCCUCCACAUUUGCAGUUACCAAGUACAUGCUGCCCUCAUUCCGUAUAGUGGCAUACUACCACGUGGGCACUACUGAGGUAGUGUCCGACUCUGUCUGUGUGGAAGUCCAGACCUCUUGUAUGGGCACGUUGAAAGUCGAGGCAAUCAGACCAGCAACAUCAUACCGGCCCCGUGACAUUUUUGAACUGAAGAUCACUGGAGACCCUGGGGCCAAAGUGGGACUAGUGGUUGUGGAUAAGGGUGUCACUGUCCUCAACAACAAACACAGACUCACCCAGAAAAAGAUAUGGGAUGUGGUGGAGAAGUAUGACACAGGUUGUACAGCAGGAAGUGGACAGAACAGUAUGGGAGUCUUCUACGAUGCUGGCCUGAUGUUUGAGACCAACACCGCCUCAGGAACAAACAUCAGAACCGAGCCAAACUGUCCAGUCAGGACCAGGAGGAGGCGGUCUGAUGGUGAUGACGAUGAUGCCUCUUACCUCGGUCCAGAUGAUAUCCUGUCUCGUACUCAUUUCCCAGAGAGCUGGCUGUGGACCGAAUACACCCUGCCCUCCUGUCCUUUAGGCCAAAAAUGUGAAACCACAUCAACCAAUCAGGUCACUGCCAUGCCAGACUCCAUCACUACCUGGCAGAUUACUGCCAUCAGCCUGUCUAAGGAGAACGCUAUCUGUGUGACUGAGCCCUUUGAGAUUCUGGUUCUGAAGGACUUCUUCAUUGACCUGAGGCUGCCCAACUCUGCCGUGUACAACGAACAGCUGGAGGUCAAAGCCGUCCUUCACAACUACAAAUUAGAUCCAAUCAAAGUGAGGGUUUAUCUCAUGGAGAACGCGAACAUCUGCAGCUCGGCCAACAAACGGAAAAAAUAUGUCAAAGAUGUGACUGUAGAGGCGGAGUCUACGCUGGUGGUGCCCUACGUCAUGAUCCCCAUGAAGCUGGGCGAGCAGAACAUCGAGGUCAAGGCCUCCGUCUUUGAGUCAGUCUUAGAGGACGGCGUAGUGAAGGUCCUGCGUGUGGUGCCUCCAGGGGAGUUGGUCAGAAAACUGGUUACAGUCGAAAUGGACCCCUCCAAGUCAGGAGGUGUGGAGAAGAAAGUUCUCAAGAGUGCCGUGCCUCAGAACCAGGUUCCAAACACACCUGCCAGCACAGAAAUCAAUGUUAUAGGAAGGGAUCAGACUGGCGUGCUGGUGGAGGAGUUUGACCUGGAAGUAAAUAUCCAAGUAUCUGGCAUGCGGAGGCCAGACAGGUGGUAUUUUAACAGGAGAAACCGAUUUGUCACCAGAACCACAAAGUUGAGACCUGUCCCGGAUAUUAAUCUGGACGUGACAGUGGAAGCCAGAGGAGUUGGCACCGCCACCAUAUCUGUGCUGACUCUGUACUAUGCCGUCUUGGACCAAAAGAAUUCUAGCUGUAAUGACUUUGACCUGGAAGUGGAAAUGGUGAAAGAGGGAAAAGCAUCUUACCCUGGGGCUGAAGCCACCUACUUGCUGAAAAUAAAGACAAAAUAUAAGAGCCAGGAAAGAGAUGCCACCAUGUCGGUUCUGGACAUUGGCCUGCUAACUGGCUUCAUAGUGGACAUUGGGGAUCUGACAAAGUUGAUGGAAGGGAAAGAUCGCUACAUUGAGAAAUUUGAGAUGGACAAGGCUCUGUCUGAAAGAGGCUCCCUCAUCAUCUAUCUGAAUCAGGUGUCUCACACAGAGUGGGGCCAUGUGACCUUCAGGAUCCACAGUGUUGAUAAGGUUGGGGUCCUACAACCUGCAGCAGUGACUGUGUAUGAGUAUUAUCAGAAAUCCCGUUGUAGGGUGUUUUACCAUCCACAGCGAACGGAUGGAGGCCUUCUGAGGCUGUGUUCCGGGGAGGACCAAAGCAUCUGUAAAUGUGCUGAAGGACAGGAAGGGAGAGAGGGCAGCAGACACCCCUUUAGAGUGCCCUCUGGAAGACGAGCCCUGGAUGCCAGCAGACAGUCAGAGAGAAGCACAGAUGACAAGGACCUAAAGCCUGAAGCGAGGCCUCUGACAGCGAGUGGACAGACCCAAGAAUAAAAAUACAAAUUCUCUAAUAAUCAAGACACAAAAAUAAUUGUAUUGAAUAACUAAUGAUACAUUAUUGAAUAAUAAUUUGAUUACCUAAAUAAAUAAUACAUAUUUCUUAA